AUGUUCUUGGUGGCGAACUUGAUGGGAAUUCGGAAUGAUUUCAUUGUCGAAUGGAUCUUGAAGCGGUAUCAGGAGACGGCAACACCGACCGACAUCACCGUGGUUGUCGGAGAACUCCCGCCCGAACCGCCCAAGCAAGCAGUCGAGGACGCAAUGUACGCAACCGGAGCUGUGGCGGAGGAUGUGAAUGGGACAAUCGGCAAACCCCACGAAAACACGGACAUAGUCAAGCACGAGAGCCAAGGGAACCCACAGAGGCAACAAGCAAGGGCGCCCCACAACGUGGCGAGGCGGAAGCCGAAGCGCCAGAAACGUUAG
Messenger RNA from Colletotrichum higginsianum IMI 349063, 318 nucleotides. RefSeq lists its product as uncharacterized. Lineage: Eukaryota; Fungi; Ascomycota; Sordariomycetes; Glomerellales; Glomerellaceae. The coding region runs from base 1 to 318 and encodes 105 amino acids. The transcript has a single exon. The record is from RefSeq and is a predicted model, not a curated record.